Mauremys mutica (yellowpond turtle) is the source of this 7237-nucleotide messenger RNA. RefSeq names its product ArfGAP with RhoGAP domain, ankyrin repeat and PH domain 2 (gene ARAP2). The record is from RefSeq and is a predicted model, not a curated record. Bases 268 to 5370 code for a protein of 1700 amino acids. Gene Ontology annotation, biological process: signal transduction; positive regulation of GTPase activity. Gene Ontology annotation, molecular function: GTPase activator activity; phosphatidylinositol-3,4,5-trisphosphate binding; protein binding. Lineage: Eukaryota; Metazoa; Chordata; Testudines; Geoemydidae. The transcript has 33 exons.
GGAAGAGAAAGUGGGAUAGACAAAAGGGGAAUUUAAAGUGCUACUUUCUUCCUCCUCCCUCCAGCUCUGUCUCUUCCAAAGCACAGAGUUUACAUCCUUGGCCUAUGCAGAAUUGCUACUUUUGGAAGAAAUUUCAUUCUCUCUAGAGUGACUGAAGAAGAGUUUACUUCUGGAGUUUGCUUACUUACUUUACGCUGGAGAAUAAGCGCAUGUAGAGACUGUGCUUCUGUAUUGUUGAGAGCCUACAUCAGGAAUGAAGCUGCCAUCAUGUCAUCCAGAGACAGGAAUGUUGAUAUCAAAGAAUUCUUGGCCAACAUCAACUUGGUGCAGUAUCUUCCUUACUUCAAAGAAGCUGGCUAUAACGCUGUGUCAGACUGCAUAGAAAUAAAUAAUAAUGUGCUCCAGCAAAUUGGAAUAUCACCUACUGGACACCGCAAAAGGAUUCUUAAGCAGUUAGAGAUCACAUUUUCAAAAAUGCAAGAAAAAUCUGUCUCAUCUGAAAAUCUGAAACACAAGGACUUGGUGGAAUUAGGGGAAAGUCAUUCUUUGUGCUAUGCCCAGGUUUCUAAAAUAUCCAAUUUAAGUUCCAACGGGGUUGCUAAAGCUAGUCCAGAAUUUGUAGCAUUGCCAGCAAGACUUUUUAGUAAAGAAAAGAGUGAAUUUACUGAACAUGAGUUAUUGGAAGUGAAAGAUGGUAGCUUUUCAGAUUUGGAAUCUUCUAGUUCAUCAUACCAGAAAUCAGAUUGUUCAGGAGAUGCUGUCAGCCUUAGUGGAAACAUUGAGAAAAGUACUAACUUUCAAAACGUACCUAAUAUGGAUGUUGCACUGGAAAAAUCAAAGGCACAACAAGGUAACUUGCACUUCGACAGCCAUUCUGCAUUAUACGUCGAAGAGCCAAGUUCUCAGUCUUCUUUUGCUAACUCAUCUGAAGCCAAGUCCAGUGAGAAUGAGCAUCUAACAUUCUCAGAGGUGGAAAUCUCACCAAAUGUCCUACCAGAUUCUCCAUUCUUUGAAUUUAAAGGUGAAAUGGUGGAUAAUGACUUGUAUGGUCCUUGUAAGCAAAGCUGUAUGAAAGUAGUUCCCAGAACAACUCGGUCAUUUAUGUUAAGACAUCGGCCUGUUCCAGAAAUCCCAGGUUCAUCUAAAAUUGCAGCUUCACCCAGUUCUCUGCAGGAAAGAAGAAAUGUGGAUGUUUUAAAUAUUUCUGGGAGCCCAACUUCUUGUACUGGGAGCCCAACUUCACAGAAAAAAACCUCCAGUGAGGAAAUGCCAUCUGUCAUCUUUCCAUAUGGGGAAACUUUUCUUUUCAACAGCCUUGCAGAUGCCAAGGAAAUCUGCAGAAAUGAAUUCUUGGCUUUUGAAGAAAAAUUUGAAGAUAAAGAAGUGACUGGAGAGCAUUGUCUUCAUGAUAAAUCAUGUGUAUUUAAUAUCCAGAAAGGGAAAGCAUCAUCUGAGGACCAUGUGAAAAAUGAAUUGAUAUCUCAAGAGGAUACAUUUAUGUUACCAGAACAACUUGCUAGUGAAUCUGAAUAUACUACUGUGGAAGAAUGUUCUCCGUAUUUAAGAACAAAAAACCAUAAAACCCAAAAGUAUUCUUCAUUCCCUACUAAGAACCGAAGCAGAAAUCUGGAACACUCUGUUAAAGAAUCAAUUGAUUUUCUGCCGUUUGAUGAUAAACAAACUAUCACCCCGAACGAUUCAAUAACACCAUAUGCCUGUUUUUAUGGAUCGUCGGUAAAGAAGGUUAAAGCAGGGUGGUUGGAUAAACUAUCACCUCAGGGAAAACGUAUGUUUCAGAAGCGCUGGGUUAAGUUUGAUGGAGACACUAUUUCUUAUUACAAUAAUGAUAAGGAAGUUUACUCUAAGGGAAUAAUCCUGCUCUCCGCGAUAGUUACAGUCAGAGUCCAUGGGGAAAAUAAAUUUGAAGUUGUCACAGCUCAUAGGACUUUUGUCUUCCGAGUGGAAAAGGAAGAUGAAAGGAUUGACUGGAUUAAUACAAUGCUCAGUGCUUUGAAAUCACCUCAGACUCGAGCUGCUGUCACUCCUGAGAAAAGUGGAUACCUUGAACUAAAAGGAUACAAAGCCAAAAUCUUUACUUUACUUCUGGGGAACAAUGUGUGGCUCUGCAAAAGUGAACAGGAUUUUAAGACUGGGUUUGGUAUCACUAUAAUCCCUAUGAAUGUGGCGAAUGUGAAACAAGUGGACAGGACAGCAAAACAGUCUUUUGAAAUAAUCACUCCCUAUAAAAGCUUUAGCUUUACAGCAGAGUCGGAAGGAGAGAAACAAGAGUGGAUUGAAGCAUUACAGCAAUCGAUAGCAGAAACUCUCUCUGAUUAUGAAGUAGCUGAGAAGAUAUGGUUCAAUGAGUCAAACAGGAGCUGUGCUGAUUGUAAAGCUCCAGAUCCCGACUGGGCAUCCAUCAAUCUCUGUGUUGUCAUUUGUAAGAAAUGUGCAGGGCAGCACAGAUCUUUAGGGCCCAGAGAUUCAAAGGUCCGGAGCCUAAAAAUGGAUGCCAGCAUUUGGAGUAAUGAGCUGAUUGAGCUUUUUAUUGUCAUUGGAAAUAAAAGGGCAAACAGUUUUUGGGCAGGAAAACUUCAACCAGAAGAGGAAUUGCAUAUGGACUCCCCUCUAGAAAAAAGGAUAACAUUUAUUACACAAAAAUACAAAGAAGGAAGAUUCAGGAAAACUCCUAUGGGCUACAAAACCAAAGAAGAAUUAAAUAAGGCCCUGUGUGCUGCAGUAGUUAAACAAGAUGUGUUGGAAACAAUGACAUUGCUAUUUAGUGGAGCUGAUGUUAUGUGUGCCACUGGAGAUCCUGUUUACAGUACUCCUUACUUACUAGCCAAGAAAGCAGGACAAAGGCUGCAAAUGGAAUUCCUCUACCACAAUAAAUUCUCAGAUUUCCCAAACUAUGAUACUGAUUUUGAAAGUGGCUUCUCUCAAGAUGCUUCACAUUCUACUUUUCUUUGCGAAUUUUUAUACAAAGUUUCUUAUAAUGCUGCUAAGCUAUUGUCAGACAGGAAAUUGAAAGAAGACUGCAAUAAAAGGUGGUGUACUUUGGAAAGUGGCUUCUUGAGUUACUAUGAAAAUGAUAAAACAACCACUCCUAAUGGUAUGAUUGACAUCAGUGAAGUUAUCUGUCUUGUGGUGCACAAAGAAGACUCCUUUUUAAAUACAGGGGCCAUUUUUACCUUUGAAAUCUACUUACUGUCAGAACGUGUUUUUCUGUUUGGUGCUGAAACUGCACAUUCACAGAGAAAAUGGACCUGGGCAAUAGCCAAGCAUUUUGUUCCCUUUGUGGCUGAAUGUUUGUUAAAGAGAGACUACGAUCUGAUUGGCCAGCUGUACUACAAAGAUUGCCAUAAUCUUGAUCAGUGGAGAAAAGGCUGGUUUGCUAUAGAUAAGUCAAGUCUACAUUUUUGUCUUGAAAUGGAGAAUGCUCAAGAGGAUUCAAUACAUCUAAGGAGACUGCAGGAGCUAACAAUCAGCAGUGUGAUUCAAAAUGGAGAAAAAAUAGAUGUCCUGCUGCUUGUUGAAAAAGGAAGAACAUUAUACAUCCAUGGUCAUACGAAGUUGGAUUUCACGGUCUGGCAUACUGCAAUUGAAAAAGCAGCAAGUACAGAUGGUAAUGCCUUACAAGAUCAGCAGCUCAGCAAAAAUGACGUUCCUAUUAUAGUGAACAGCUGUAUAGCAUUUGUUACACAGUAUGGUUUAGGUAGCAAACAUAUCUACUCAAAGAAUGGCGAUCCUUCCCAUGUGAGUGAGCUCCUAGAGAGCUUCAAAAAAGAUGCAAGAAGUGUUAAACUGAGAGCUGGAACGCAUCAGCUGGAAGAUGUGACUGAUGUACUGAAAUGUUUCCUGUCUCAAAUAGAUGAUGCACUUCUCACUAAAGAGCUUUAUCCAUUUUGGAUCUCUGCACUAGAUACACAGAAUGAAAAGGAACGAGUGAGGAAGUAUGGAACUUUUAUUCAGAGCCUUCCACCCGUCAAUAGGGCAACUUUGGCAGCUUUAAUUGAACAUCUUCACAGGGUGCAUAAAUGUUCAGAAAUCAAUUAUAUGAACCCGCACAAUCUAGCCAUGGUGUUUUCAUCAUGUUUAUUUCAAACUAAAGGACAUACCAGCGAAGAAGUCAAUGUAAUAGAAGAUCUAAUUAAAAAUUACGUACAACUCUUCAAUAUAAAUGAAGAUCAGGUCAAACAAAUGGAUACAGAGAACCGCUUUAUUACCAAGUGGAAAGACACUCAAGUUUCCCAAGCGGGAGAUUUGUUAAUUGAAGUUUAUGUGGAAAGAAAAGAGCCAGACUGUAGUAUUAUAAUCAGGGUAUCGCCUUUGACAGAGGCAGAAGAAUUAACUAAUGAUGUAUUAGGAAUAAAAAACAUCAUUCCCAACAAGGAUGAGAUCUGGGCUGCUUUUGAAGUGAUUGAAAAUGGAGAGCUAGAGCGCCCUCUACACUACACAGAGAAUGUGUUGGAACAAGUUCUUCAUUGGAGUUCAUUACCUGAGCCUGGCUCUGCACAUCUUGUAAUAAAGAAGUUUCUAACAGCAGAUGCAGUAAAACUCUACAAUGAGAAGAAUGCAAAAGGUAAUGUAAAAGCAGGCUAUCUGAAAUACAAAGAAGAACCAUCAAAAUUACUGUCUGGAAAUAGAUUUCAGGAGCGUUAUUUCGUAUUGCGGGAAGGAAAUCUGCUUCUUUACAAGGAUAUGAAGAGUAGCAAACCUGAAAAAGUGCUGCCCCUCAGUUCACUGAAACUUUAUCUUGGAGUGAAGAAGAAAAUGAAGCCACCAACGAACUGGGGUCUUACAGUAUAUUCUGAAAAGCACCACUGGCACAUGUGUUGUGAUGGACAAGAUACACAGAUGGAGUGGAUGACCAGUAUUUUCAAUGCACAGCAUAGUGAUAUAUGGCCACCAGCUGGAAAAGCAAGAAAACAGUCUAUCACUAAAAAUCCAAAGAUUGGAGGCUUACCUCUAAUUCCCAUUCAGCAGGAGAAAAAUACUUCUAAAACCAGAGGAAAUGCAGAGCAUAUUAAAGCUGGAAAGCUGACAUUCAGUGAACAAGAUGAAAAUGACAUUGCGGAAGAAAAAAAGAAUUUAAAAGAAAGAGCAUAUAUCGUAGCACAAUGCCUAGGGCGCAAGGAGGAGAAAGUGAAAAACCAUGUGAAAAAACAUCGAAGCUUGAUCUGUGUUGAGGACACAGGUGCUGACAUUGCUGACUUACACCAAAGUCCCUAUAAAGAAUCAAGGACACUGAAGAAACAUGAGAACAAAACAAACAAAUCUAAUUUGGAAUCUGAUAAGUUGCCGCCAAAUGUUAUUCAGGAACUAAAUACAGUUCUGCAGAAAAACAGAGCCCUCCACGAAGAAACCUAAAGCUGAAUUUGUAAGACAGAUGUCAAAAAACCUGAUUAUUCCAGGCAAUAAAUAGCUUGUUUGUUAAAGUAUGUGUACAGUUUGUAGAGACUGUGAAAUGUGUUUAUAUACAGCUGCUGAUUUUUAAAUGACAAUUAUGUAUGUGCUGGUAAUAUGACAUAAUUUAAGAUUAAACAGGGACCUUUACGUGUAUAAAAUUCCUGGUAUGAAAUCCUGGAUUUUGAAGCCAGUGGGAGUUUUGCUAUUGACUUCAGUGGGGCCAGGAUUUCACCCAUCAUUUUGAACGCAGACUUUGUUAGUGUUCUAACCAGAGUACUUCAAUUAAAAAAGACGGUUUAAAUGUUAAGUAGUUUGCUUAUGCUCUGUAUGUCCAGAAUCCUUUUCUAAGUACGGGAGAAAUCUUCUUGUAAAAAGAGACCAAAGUGCACAUACAGACUGUAGUUGUCUAAUAAUAUAUAAGAAUAAGUAACAUAUGAUCUAAUCUGAUGACUGACAAAUCUUACAGUAUCUUCUCUCUGCUAAACAGGUUGAAAUUGAUUUAAAGAAAGUGUAUCCAGGGGACUGGCUAGCUCAUAUGAUCAGGAAUGUGAGACAGAACUUUCAUCUUUAGAUCCCUCUUUUGGAUGUGACUAGCUUGCUAGUGACAAAGUUGUUAUCUGAUGGCUAUUCAGUAAUCACAUGCAAAAUGAAUUUCCUUAUGAACAGAUGGCCCAAUCACAAAACCACCCAUCAAACUGGCUCUAACUCAUCCUGUCACAGAAUGGCCAGGAAUGAAAUGAGCAUGGAGACAAAAUUAUCCUUUCACCCUUAGAGGUGGUCCCACCAGAUCAAGAUGGAGCAAGACAUUGACAGAGGCUGAAAUUUGUGCUAUAGCUCUUCUGAGGAUAACGAGAGGCUUCAGGCUCUACCAAUCUAGUACCCUUCAGGAGCACUAAAUUCAUUAAUAUUGAGGAGGGAAGGGAAAGUGCCAUAUUUCAUCAAGCUUUAUAAAGUGUAAUAUUGGCCUUAUUUAAUUAACAAGCAUAUUUUCAGAUUUUUCCCUGUUGCCAUAUUUCUGUGCGAACAGAAGCAGUGUCCUCUGUAAUUAGCUUGUUCCUAUUUUCUGAUAUGAAUGGAUGUCAUAACUGUCAUUGUGACGUCACAGUUACGUCUCAUGAUGGUUAGCACUGAACACAUCAGUCUGGAGGAAGUUAAUUCUGAAAGAGAAAGCUGCCAUCUGAAUACAAGUGUCUUGGUAAUCUGUAUGUUCUGAAAGGAAGGACAGAGAAGCUACAAUUUAAUGGGUUUUUAUAAUGUUUUGUUUUUAAUAGUUUGCUGGAAUGUAGCAGUAGCAAGGGUUCCUCAUUCACUUUGCACUUAUUCUGUUUGAUCAACUGUAAAAUCUAAAAGCAAGUUUGUAAUUUUUUUUUUUAUUUUCCCCAGUGCACUUUUGAUUAUUUUGUUAGUCUUAAUUUGUAGCAUGGGCUUAAGUCCCAUUUACUUAAGAGAGUGCUGAAUGUGAAAUACAUUCUUAAAUGUUUUCCUGAAUCAGGGCCUAUCUUUGUGGGAAGGAGGAUAUUUCAGCACAGUGCUUAUACUGUCUGUCUGAGGCACAGUUGCUGCAAAGGGUACUAAAAAUGUUAAAAAAGAAAAAAAAAGUUGCUUACUUGAAAAAAAAUUAAAACUUUAUUGUUUACUUUUCAAUUAUGGGUAAACUAUCUGAAUUUAUGGCUACUGGGUUAUCAGUGAAAAUAUUUCACCUAAAGUAUAAAUAAUCUUUCAGUGUUUUCUACAUGUGUAAUACAUACUGUUUGAACCGUGGCACUGUUUAACUUAAACACAACUUUUGUAAUAAAAUGGAAGUGUGAUUAAAUUCAUUUAAAAUUCA